AUGAGCCAUCGUGGUUCCGUUCCAAGUCAUCGUGUUAUCAACCGCAACCGGGAGGAAGGCCAUCAAAGACUGUGGCAUGAAUAUUUCAUAGAGGUUCCAGUAUUUCCUCCUCAUCUUUUUCGAAGACAUUUUCGAAUGAACCGACAUCUCUUCUGUAGUAUUGUGGAUGACGUUGUCGCUCGUAACUAUUAUUUUCGUCAAAAAAGAGAUGCUCUGGGAGUUCUUGGCUUGUCAUCACUCCAAAAGGUCACAGCUGCAAUCCUCAAGUUGGCAUAUGGGCAACCCACAGAUUCUGUUGACGAAUACAUUCGGAUCGGUGAAAGUACUGUUAUCCAGUGUCUUCACCAUUUCGUCGCUACUGUUGUUGACGUUUAUGGUUAUCAUUACCUGAGGGCUCCUAAUUCCAAUGAUAUUGCUAGAUUAUUCUCCUUUGGAGAACAAGGAAUGUACACUGGACAUGCUCGUGAACCUACAAUCAUACUGGAAGCGAUUGCCUCAUCAGAUUUACGGAUAUGA
This is a messenger RNA of Tripterygium wilfordii, 516 nucleotides long. RefSeq lists its product as uncharacterized. The coding region runs from base 1 to 516 and encodes 171 amino acids. The record is from RefSeq and is a predicted model, not a curated record. NCBI's taxonomy places the organism in Eukaryota, Viridiplantae, Streptophyta, Magnoliopsida, Celastrales, Celastraceae. The transcript has 2 exons.